AUGACUUAUACUGAAACUCAAGAAAGGUCUAAAAAAAGACUUAGAAAUAGUUAUGAAUUAGCACCAAGUUUAAAAAAAUUGAAAGCAAUAAAUUCACCACCUCCAAAACCUGAAUUAAUUGAACCUUUACCAGAAAUUACAUUCAAUCAAAAUAAACAAUCAGUAUUAUCAAUAACUAAUUUAAAAGAACCAUUAAAAUUACAAUUAGAAUAUCCAAUUCCAGAAAUAAAUGAAUAUGAAAUUUUAGUAUCAAAUAAAGCAAUAGGAUUAAAUCCAAUAGAUUGGAAAGGUCAUAAAUAUGGAUUUAUUAAAUUAAUACCAAGAAUUGAUGGUAGAGAAUCUUCUGGUAUAUGUGUUAAAAGAGGUUCAAAAGUUGAAAAUUUUAAAAUUAAUGAUAAAGUUAUAAUAAGUUCAACAAGUUAUAGAGAUUGUAGAACUUCUACAUUUCAACAGUUUACUGCUAUUGAUUCAAGAUUAUGUUGGAAAUUACCUAAUAAUUUUUCAUUUGAAGAUGGUGCAACUAUAGGAGUUGGUUUAGUAACAGCUGGAAUAAUAAUUUAUAAUUCUUUUAAAUUUGAUCUAAAAUUAAAUCCACCUAUUCAUAAGAAUAAUCAAAAAACAUUAUUAAUCUGGGGUGGAUCAACAAUUGUUGGAAUUUAUUUAACUCAAUUAGGUAAAAUUCAUGGAUUAAAGAUUAUAUCAAUUGCAAAUAUAAAAUAUAAAAAUUAUUUAAAACUGAUUGGAGUCGAUUAUGUUGUAGAUAGAUUUAAAUCAAAUAAUGAUAUAAAAAAUGAAAUCGAAACAAUUUCACCAAAUGGUAUUGAAUUUGCAGUUGAUUGUAUAUCUAAGGAAACUUCACAAAAUAUAAUAAAUAUAAUCGAUGAAAUAAACAGGGAAACAACCAAUGAAAACAAAACUAAAUUUUCAAGUAUUGUUGGUAUACCAAAAGAAAUUCCAAAUUCAAUAGAAUUAAAAGAAGUUAUAAUAAAAAAAUUUCAUGAAGAUAAAGAAUUUGGUUCAAAAUUUAUUGAAAUUACAACACACUACUUGAAUAAUUUUAAAAUUAAACCAACUAGAUAUAAACAAUAUAAAGGUGGGUUAGAAAAAAUUACUGAUGCAUUAAAAGAUUUAGAAAAAAUUGGUGCAAAUGGUGAAAAAUAUGUUGUUACUGUGUAG
Lodderomyces pseudojiufengensis is the source of this 1176-nucleotide messenger RNA. RefSeq lists its product as uncharacterized. Gene Ontology annotation, molecular function: oxidoreductase activity, acting on NAD(P)H. The transcript has a single exon. The record is from RefSeq and is a predicted model, not a curated record. NCBI's taxonomy places the organism in Eukaryota, Fungi, Ascomycota, Pichiomycetes, Serinales, Debaryomycetaceae. Bases 1 to 1176 code for a protein of 391 amino acids.